AUGAACGGAAACGCAGAAGGAUCCGCCCAAUACAGACGGGUGUUCCUCCCUCCACGCUCCGAGUACCGUUUCGAGCUCGAACCGCACGAGCGUCUUUCGAUCCGACUCGUGCAGAACCGCCUUCAAACUGGCGAGGAGCCCGACGCAGAGAUUUUUGGCGCCGAGCUCGUAGGUGGCUCGCAGGAACGAUGGUACCCAUUCGGAGAUGAAGCGAAAGCUGCCGUGUCGUCAUGGCGAGGAGCUGAGAUCGAGAUCGCCGGUUCCGCAUCCACCGAGUAUCUUGCCGAUGAACCGUCGCCCGUCUACACAGCGUAUUCGAACCUCCAUCUGUAUCUCGAGCGCAAACGCAUUUUGGCACGUCAAGCGCUACGCGCAGAUGCCAAAUUGCUCUCCACGUUGGCUGGGUCGGUGCUGGAUCCGAGCUACAUUGCGCCGCGCAACACGGACCCGAAUACAGAGACCGAAUCGGAUCCCAGUGGCACGGCCGCGUCGACCGUGUAUCGACCCGAGGGGCAGGGUCCACGAGUCAUGGUGCUCGGUCCCGAAUCGGCGGGCAAGUCGAGUUUGGUGAAAUUCCUGGCCAACUACGCGCUGCGCUCGCCCGCUGUCGCUAGCUUGGGCAAAGGUGAGGCGGGCAAAGUGGCCGAGAGUCUACGUUCCGGUAGAGACGGUAUCAUCUAUCCGAACAUGGAAGCCAACUUGUCAGAGGAGGCAAAGAAGGAGAAGCGAGAAGAGGCAAAGAAGAGCGACAUCACUGGCUGGUGGCCCGUCGUUGUCAAUCUCGACCCGAGCGAUGGUGCACCGCCUCUGCCCUGCUGUCUGUCCGCACUGCCGCUCUCACCGCUUCCGCUGGCAUCGUUGCCGUCCCCCUCACCCGCCUUUGCGUUCGGCACAAACACGAGCACCACGGGCGCCAUCCCACCAGGCACCUCGACCGCCCACGGCGUCGCGCCGCUCUCGCUCUGGCUCGGCCGCGAAAACGUGCGCGAAAACGAACGUCACUUCCGCCGGGUGGUCGACUGGCUCGCUGAGGGGGUGGAGCGCCGGCUGGCGCGCGACUUCCGCUCGCGCAUGUCUGGGCUCAUCAUCGACACCCCCGGAGUCGUCACUGCAGAUGCACGCAACAAGUAUGCCUUUAUCCAGCACUGCGUCAAGGCGUUCAAGAUCGAUACGAUCGUUGUGCUGGGCCACGAGAAGCUCAAUCUGGAGAUGACGAAGCUGUUUGGAGCCAGUGGCGAGACGGCGGAGAUUCCUGGCUCGGCGGGUGCGCAGAGGCUGCCGCAGGUCAACGUGAUCAAGCUGCCCAAGAGUGGCGGGGUGGUGGAGCUGGACGAGACGUACCGGGCGCGGUUGAAGGCGUUGCAGGUGAAGACGUACUUCUACGGCGGGUCGAGUGUGGGCAGUGGGAGUACAGCGGAGGGGGGAGUGCCGAACGUGGUGCUGCCGGGACACGCGGAUCCACUGGGUGGAGUGCCGUCGCUCAGCCCGUACAGCACAACGAUCCCGUUCGACCUGCUAGAGAUCUACCGAGUCGGCCAGGAGAGUCUGGCGCCCUCGUCAGCUCUGCCUAUAGGAGCGUCGAGAACAGUGACCGAGACGCAGUUGGUCAAGAUGGACCCGACCAACUCGGCGGCGGACCAGACGAGUCUGCUGCACAGUGUGCUGGCGCUCAUCCAGCCUCCACGCGGUGGAGGCGGUGCGGGUCAGCCGGAUUCAUCCACCAAUCCGACGGACGACGAGAUCAUCGGUGCUCCCAUCUUGGGAUUUGUUCACGUCGCGGACAUCGAUACGGUGCGCAAGAAGAUCACCGUGCUUUCGCCGAGUACGGGCAGGUUGCCGUCCAAGACUGCUAUUCUAGGUACUCUGGACUGGCAAGACGUAUAG
This is a messenger RNA of Sporisorium graminicola, 1884 nucleotides long. RefSeq lists its product as uncharacterized. Gene Ontology annotation, cellular component: mRNA cleavage factor complex; nucleus. Gene Ontology annotation, molecular function: polynucleotide 5'-hydroxyl-kinase activity. Gene Ontology annotation, biological process: tRNA splicing, via endonucleolytic cleavage and ligation. Lineage: Eukaryota; Fungi; Basidiomycota; Ustilaginomycetes; Ustilaginales; Ustilaginaceae. The transcript has 3 exons. The record is from RefSeq and is a predicted model, not a curated record. The coding region runs from base 1 to 1884 and encodes 627 amino acids.